CUUUCUAUAUGUUACUUGAGGUUGAGAAGACGUAAACAACAGUCACGCCACAAGUCACGCCACCAAAAUGAAGCUAUCCAUACCAUAUAAUCGUCUUGGGUGGAUUCUUGUUUGCUUGACGUUGUUGUUGAGGAUACCAGAGAGUGAGGGAUCGGUGCCCCUAGGAGUGUCAGCCCUUGGUGUGGCAGGAGCUGCUCUGUACGCGGGCUUUGAAAAACUCCGGUGUUCCUUUUAUGAGUGUUGCGCCCCUCGGGCCCCUUGGAUUCGACCUAAUAUGACAGCUCUGAACAUUGCUCUGAUCACACGUUUGCAUGGGCAGCACUUGGUACAAGAUACAGUGACAAAAUCACUGAAGGCACAUCUUCAGAAUGAUCAACCUGCAAAAGCUCUUGUUUUAAGUUUUCACGGAUGGACUGGAGGAGGGAAGAAUUUUGUGUCAAGAUUCAUUGCAGAGAGCAUAUACAAACUGGGAAUGAAGAGUGACUAUGUUCAUGUAUUUGUUAGUACAGUCCACUUUCCUCAUGAACAACAGACGGAUAUUUAUAAGCUUCACUUACAAGACUGGAUAAGAGGAAAUGUGAGCAACUGUCAGAGGUCUUUGUUCAUCUUCGAUGAAAUUGAUAAGAUGCCAAUUGGAAUGAUUAAUGGAAUCAAGCCCUUCAUUGACUACCAUGAAAAUAUUGAUGGUGUAGACUUCAGGAGAUCAAUAUUUUUGUUCCUGAGUAAUACGGGUGGUCCAGACAUCACAAGAGCUGUGCUGAAAAUGUGGCGUGCAGGCAAAAAAAGAGAAGAAAUCACCAUGCUGGACUUAGAACCUCUGAUUGAACGUGGGGCAUUUAAUGAAGAAGGAGGGCUGCACAAAAGCGAGUUAAUCCAGCAUUCACUGGUGGACCACUACAUUCCCUUCCUCCCUCUUGAGAGACACCAUGUAGAAUUAUGCAUCCGUGAUGAAAUCAUCAGAAGAGGUCACACUCCAACCAAAGAACUAAUCCAGAAGGUGUCUAGUGAAAUGGUCUACUUCCCUCCAGAAAACCAACUGUUUUCUACUACCGGAUGCAAGAGAGUUGCUCAGAAGGUCGGCUUUGUAUUGGCUGAUGAAUUGUAUGGUGAUCUCUUCACUUGAAAGUUAUAGGUGAUUAAUUUCCUUGUUUAGAUUCUCUCUCUCUCUCUCUCUCUCUCUCUCUCUCUCUCUCUCUCUCUCUCUCUCUCUCUCUCUCUCUCUCUCUCUCUCUCUCUCUCUCUCUCUCUCUCUCUCUCUCAUAGCCUACAUAUUUCCUCUUUAAUUUUUAGUAGAAUAUCAUUGUCCUCAGUGGUUUCUAAGUAAUGUACAGAUGUAUAGAAACUUCAAUGUAUUAUUUAGUGUAUAAAAAUUUCUCUGUACAGUAGUACUAGCCUCUGGCUGGUGCAGUAGAGAGGUUACUAGUCUCUGGCUAGUACAGUGGUAAUGCGCUGGCCUGGCAUUGUUAAAGUCGACAGAUCGACUCUUGCUGUUUACUGGGAAGUUACUGCUGUGGUUGGAGCACCACAGUGGGGAGUUGGGUUCACUUGGCUGACAUUUCUGGAGAGCAUCAGAUGAAUAAUGGAACUAGAACCAAUGAACUUUUAGUUUAAAAACCAGGGGUAGUAACACAUACAGACAACCAUGAAGAUAAUAAGCCUGAAAGUACCAUAUUAGACACAUUAUGAAAAUUUGAAUAGAGAUCCAACAUAUUCUCUUAUCCCAUAUAUUCUAUAGUGUACAUGCUUUUUAAAUAUAUUUAAGCAUUAGAAUUUUUAUAUAUACGUACUUCCAAGGAGUGCUCACUUUGUUAUGUCUCUAAGUAAAAUUGUAUCAGUUAUUUCUUGUAUUGAAUUAUUGCAGCAGAAAUAUACAGUAGUUGAUUAGAAGCCAAA
Molecule: messenger RNA, 1893 nt
Organism: Portunus trituberculatus (swimming crab)
Lineage: Eukaryota; Metazoa; Arthropoda; Malacostraca; Decapoda; Portunidae
Product: torsin-1A-like
Exons: 7
Coding region: 68-1123 (351 amino acids)
Biological process (GO): cellular response to misfolded protein
Cellular component (GO): endoplasmic reticulum
Molecular function (GO): ATP binding; ATP hydrolysis activity
Source: RefSeq, a predicted model, not a curated record